AUGCUCGAUUCAAUACUGGAACACCUUCAAGCUGUGGGUUCUUCAUCAGAAACUGGACCCGCAAGAGCAGCAUUAAGUGUAGGAUUUGUUGGUUACACUAUCUUAAUCUACGACUAUUUUUGUACUCUACAGACCGAGGUUGACACUGCAUGGACGCGUCCACGGUCAAUAGGGUUGACUUUAUUCUUCCUUAAUCGAUAUUUGCCUGUGUUGGAUAUUUUUUUCUUUCUGCGCCCCUUAUUGGCUGGAGAUGUGUCUCAGAGCGAAUGUAAAAUUGUUUAUCCGACUACUUUCUGGCUUGUCACGCUUGGUCUGAUCUUAUCUCAGUGUAUCUUGAUUCUUCGAACAUAUGCAAUAUGGGGGUGUAGGAAGCUGGUACUGUGGAUCAUGGGACCUUUCAUGAUGAUAAUCUUCAGUACCAUGCUCGCUGCCACCUCAUGGAAGACCUACCUCGAUUAUAAAAAAAUCCAGACCUUUUCGUUGGACUUGCCCAUUCCAGAUGCCUUGAAAUGCAAAAUCGCAUUUCUCACCAUCGACAAUCGAGGACGCGUAGCAUUGCUUGUUAUUUAUGCCAUGGUGUUCUCGGGAGAAGCGUUAAUUGUUGGAUUAACAAUAAUCCGAGCUAGCUAUGACGUUGAUAGGUUCACCCCACGGUGGGUUGUUCAGUUAUAUAAAAACGGCAUACUGUACUGUGUCUGCAUGCUCACCCUUACCCUAGCAAAUAUUAGUGUGGUAUUCGCAGCGCCGUAUGCUUUUAAACCCGUCCUCCUACCCAUGCAGCGUUCCUUACACUCAAUUUUUGCCAACCGUGUAAUGCUCUUGAUAUUUCGCCAACGGAGAAAUAAUGCUCUCAAUGCUAUAGAGGAUAAUGGUCAGCAGCGCCCGGCAACAUUUGCGACGAGCACCAUGGCUGUGUUCACGACCGCAAACGUUGUGAAUCUGGAGAAUGAAUUUGGUCAGACCUCAUGGCAGACAAGGGCACAACUGGAAUGGUUUCAGUGA
Molecule: messenger RNA, 1002 nt
Organism: Psilocybe cubensis
Lineage: Eukaryota; Fungi; Basidiomycota; Agaricomycetes; Agaricales; Agrocybaceae
Exons: 12
Coding region: 1-1002 (333 amino acids)
Source: RefSeq, a predicted model, not a curated record